Messenger RNA from Nasonia vitripennis (jewel wasp), 931 nucleotides. RefSeq names its product 60S ribosomal protein L15 (gene RpL15). The coding region runs from base 244 to 858 and encodes 204 amino acids. The record is from RefSeq and is a predicted model, not a curated record. Gene Ontology annotation, cellular component: ribosome; cytosolic large ribosomal subunit. Gene Ontology annotation, molecular function: structural constituent of ribosome; RNA binding. The transcript has 5 exons. Gene Ontology annotation, biological process: cytoplasmic translation. Lineage: Eukaryota; Metazoa; Arthropoda; Insecta; Hymenoptera; Pteromalidae.
GGGCGUGCGAGGUGAGCAAUCGUCUUGUUAAUAUCGUUAAACAUCUGCUAGCAUUCGUGUUAUUUGUUGCUACUACCUACUAAAUAUCCAAGAUGAACAUUUCAACAAUGCAAAGCGCCAUAUAUUUUUUGCAUUCGAAAGGUUUUGAUAUUAAAUUUUUGUUAUCUAAAAUUAUUUCCAUAACCUGACUGAUUACCAAACUCGCGAACUUGAGAUCGUCAAUUUUCGGCAUAUAAUAUCGGGAUGGGUGCAUACAAGUAUAUGCAAGAGCUUUAUCGCAAGAAGCAGAGCGAUGUGCUCCGCUUCUUGCUGCGUGUCAGAUGCUGGCAAUACCGCCAGCUCACCAAACUCCACAGGGCGCCCAGGCCAUCCCGACCUGACAAAGCACGCCGCUUGGGAUACAAGGCUAAACAAGGAUUCGUCAUCUUCAGAAUCCGUGUUCGCCGUGGUGGCCGCAAACGCCCAGUCCCUAAGGGUGCAACUUAUGGCAAGCCUAAGAGCCAUGGUGUCAACCAGCUGAAACCCACCAGAAAGUUACAGUCUGUUGCUGAAGAACGUGUGGGAAGACGUUGUGGUGGACUCAGAGUAUUGAACAGCUACUGGGUAGCUCAGGACUCUUCAUACAAAUACUAUGAAGUUAUUCUUGUUGAUCCAGCACACAAGGCUAUCCGAAAUGACCCCAAGGUUAACUGGCUUUGCAAUGCUGUACAAAAACACCGUGAACUUCGCGGCAAGACGUCAUCGGGAAGGAGUUCUCGUGGCCUCGGCAAGGGACACAGAUUCUCACAAACAAUUGGAGGAUCACGAAAGGCAGCCUGGCUGCGCCGCAACUCCCUGUCACUCCGCAGGAAGCGAUAAGCUUUUUCAUAAACUGCGGAGCCUGUUACAGGGCUUGUACCAUUUUACAAAUAAAAUCAUUUAUUUCCCAAUU